AUGGCAUCCCUCACCGGCCAGCCCUUCCCCGAGGACGUCAGCUUCCUGUACAUCCCUUACUCGCCCGACAAGGCUGGCCUCAACAGCUGCGGCCUGCCCAUCAAGUACGAUGCCAGCAAAGAGUUCAAGGAGAAGAAGGUCGUCCUCGUUGCCGUCCCCGGCGCUUUCACCCCCACGUGCGCCGAGAAGCACAUCCCCACCUUCAUCGAGCAGAAGGACGCCCUCAAGGCAAAGGGAGUCGACCAGAUCGUCGUGAUUGCCUACAACGACCCGUUCGUGAUGAGCGCAUGGGGCAAGUCGAACGAGGUCAAGGAUGACUUCAUCGUAUUCGCGACCGACGCAGAGACCAAGUUCUCCCAGCAGAUCGGCUGGACGCUCGGCGAGAGGACCGGCCGCUACGCCCUCAUCGUCGACCACGGCAAGGUCACCUACGCCGAGAAGGCGGCCAAUGGUGUCGAGGGAACGGACGCCGCGGCCGUCCUGGCCAAGCUGUAA
Molecule: messenger RNA, 495 nt
Organism: Diaporthe citri
Lineage: Eukaryota; Fungi; Ascomycota; Sordariomycetes; Diaporthales; Diaporthaceae
Exons: 3
Coding region: 1-495 (164 amino acids)
Biological process (GO): cellular response to oxidative stress; cell redox homeostasis; hydrogen peroxide catabolic process
Cellular component (GO): mitochondrion; cytoplasm; peroxisome
Molecular function (GO): thioredoxin peroxidase activity
Source: RefSeq, a predicted model, not a curated record